Amoebophrya sp. A120 is the source of this 8329-nucleotide messenger RNA. Lineage: Eukaryota; Dinophyceae; Syndiniales; Amoebophryaceae. The record is from the annotation of a GenBank genome assembly.
AUGGAAAAGAACCUUCAAGGCCACCAGCACUGCGGUCGUGCAACUACAUCAAGUAGCCGGAAAAACACCUCCUCCACAACGACCCUGUCCCGCGAAACGUCGACCGACCGCUUCUCCCUGACCAGCCACGAGGAGGACCCGUCGAAGCACAACUGGCUAACUACUUUGGGCAUGCCGCUCGCGGGAUUCGGGUCCUUCUGCAAGAUGAAUUUCCAAAAGCUGAAGCAAACCUUCGGCACCGCCAAGAACCAGCACCCAUUUUUGGAAUACAAAAUGCACUUGGAGAUGGUGGGAGCUCCUCCACAGGAGGUGUCGGCAAUAGGUGGUGUAGGUAGUUGUAGUGCCUCAUGGAACUACAAUUCGACACCGAAGGCAGUAGGAGGAGGUACAACUUCUCAUGCAGUAGACACUACAACACCACCAGAGCAGGACUACGUGCUGGGUACGAACUUCUGGCGAAAUUACCGUUUGCGCCAACACACCGCGUCGAAUUCGUCUGCGUCUAGUUCUAGCACAGCCGGAUUUAUUCUGCAGCGGGGGCUGUCGAGCGAGUCGAAUCCAAACGAGGAACAUGAGGACCAAAUGACACUGCAGGAGAUGUUUCAAUUAGAGGAGCUUCCCUGCAUGAAAUCCGAGACAAUUUUUCUCGAACGGCAGGAGUCGGUGGACGAUGGGACGGUGACCAUAGCCAGCCGGGUAUCAAAAGGAAAAAUCCCCCUUCCGCAUAUCAAAACGAAGUUUCUGAUGCUGGAUUUGCGUACACAAAUCAGAUUUGUCUUGCUGGAGAGGACUGCGUGCCUAUUUUAAGACUGAGCGCGAGAGAUUUUGGGCUAGGCGCUGAGCAUGGCAAACGUCCAGUCUGUAGGGCCAACAGCAUCACAAACCGCCUGCAGAAUGCGGCGGAGCCUGUGCAGUUGCGUUCUUGCAAGACAGAGACGAUCUGUGGCCACAGAUCAGCAUUACAAAUUUUCUGAGAUAUACCUUUUCGAUAUGGGGAGGGGGAAUUUUCCAUCACGAUACCGGGCAACGUCGAGAACCCGAGCGUCAGUGAAGUCCACUUCGAAUUUGCCGUGCGGGUCAAUAUGUAUUGCAAAAGCAUAGUACCAGUACGCAAAAAUUGCAUUACAAAUUUCUCAGUGUGAGAAAUGGAAUCUGUAAUGCGGAUGUUCCUGAAGAAGAAGACUUGUAAUGCAUGACUGCAAUAGUACUACGAGUCCGAUACUUUUGCAAUGCAUAGUCAACCACGAUCAGCAACUCGAACACGAGUUCUCCGGAUUUGUUGGAGCAGAACACAUAUCAAAUGCGAAUACGUCUGGGUCUGCAGGAUGUCUUCAUGCUGUUUUUGCAUGACACAUGAGGUCUGGCAUGGAAACCCUAGCAUCACAGGUUUCGAGAAGGCUUCGCAGUGCCGAAUCCGCAUGACCAAUCCCCCACUUUGGUGACAGGAAGAGGGCAUCUUUUGCUGCCUAUGCAUGAGAGAUUUCUGUGUGUUCCGAAAUGCGCAUCACAUGCCAGACCCAGACACAUUUGCUGUGCAGAACACAAACAGCAGCGGGUCCGACGUGUUCGCCUCCCCCUUACCCGAUUUGACUGAUGUGGACGUCGUCGCGAGUAGCCCAGAUUUGAGCGGAGCUGGAAAGUUUGCGAACAGUGAUCCAGUGAUUGGUGAUGAAGCAGAUGCUAGUGCUACGGGCCCCUGUAGUUCAGGCGGCGUAAGCGCAACAUCAGCUGCACACGGCCAAACACACGAUCCGCAUCUUCUAUGGGACUUGGUCGGUGAGGGUUUGCAGUUACAAGCUGAAGAGAAGGCAAUGUCUGUGUCUUCGCAGCUGCGCGAGGUGGAUCAUUCCGUGCCUUCUGCAGGAGAUGAAGACAAACUCGUCAGUACAACCUCCGUGUCCUCUACCAUUCCGCCAGAAGAAGUUUUCCAGGACAGCACGGCGUCAGGCGAGCAGAUGAAGAAGGACGAAAGCAAAGUAGAAAGGAGUUCAUCUUCCACGGCCCAGCUGCCGCUCGAUUCCAGAACUGACCUCGGCCUUCCGAGUGGACGAGGACACGCAGCUGCUGCGAAGCGGCGCCACAAGACUGCCGCAGAAAUCAGGCGCUCUUUGCCGCGGUAUUACCUGUACGCCGGGCAUUUCAACAACAACGCUGCAAGUAACACUCCCAGCUCCGCUUCAGCCCGAAAUGAUCGGUCGUCGUCUUCCAGAAAUAGAAGAGAUUGGAAUAGCAGCAUUCCGGAGGAACGCGAAGCGAUUCUGUCGCAACAGGACAACAACUACGGAGAAGUUGGACUAAAAACUCCUAGCAGCUCGUCGUCGCGAGGCCAUCGUCUAGUACUCCCAGGAGCUGCUGCACCGAAGCAAGCAGUCCCACCCGCCCCGCUUUCGCCGUACGACAAACUGAAGAAUCGGAUCAAGAGACAGAUCUCCGGAGAAAGCGACACUUCGAAUGAUCGCAGUGUCAAUUUGAAUUGGGAGAGUACUCCAAAUUGCGGUGCAAGUGGAGGUGGGACAAACAGUUCGAAGUAUCCUGCGCAAAAGUAUCGUACUCGUAGUAUGUAAUUGCAAUCAUGCAGCAUUACAAAUUUUUUUCUGAAGCUAAAUCUGCAUUACAAAUUUUAUUUCUCAUGCUGACGAAAUUUGUAAUGCAUUUAUGCGAGUGCGAUACUUUUGCAGUUCAUACGAACGCAGAGGGGCUGAUGUCCUCUUUCGACCAGGAAUUCCGUUGUUUCCGCAUGCAGUGGGAAUGUCCGUACAACCACGCAAGAGCGUAUCCAGGAAAAAACACCCAUCCCCAUCCAAUUGGUCAUGCAAAACAUGCAUAAAAUCCACUAUUUGUCAUGCAAAAAAUGGAUGGGGAUGGGUGUUUUUUCCUGGAUAGAGCACACAGAAAAAGCGCCUCACCUGCAGAGGAGGAAGACUUGAACUGUUGCGAUGCGACUCUCGACGAAGAGGACGAAGAUGGGUCACCGGGAGGGGAGGGAGGUCGUUUUGGUACUGGUCAUUCUACUUUUUGUAUCGUAGCUUGAAUGAUUGUGUACAAGAACAGAAAUGAGGAAAUCAAAAGGCAAGAUCGUUUUUGAAAUUGUACAUCCAUACGGCGCUAAGUACCUUUAUUGCGCAUGAUGACAUUCGAGUUACAAACGAUGAUUUCGCAUGGAAAAGAUCAAGAUGAAAAGUACAUUUAUUCAGGUCGUUCCAACAUGAUCAAGGGCAAACUCACUCCGAAAUCGUGUCGCAACUCCACCCGGACACAAUCGACUCCUCAAUUCGGCGCGAAUAUCAAGCAAUCCCAGUCGCAUCCAGGUGGAAGCUCGAAGUUCGGAACCAGCAACAGCUCUUCUUCCAGUAGUCGACAUAGUAACCACUGCACCAGUAUCCACAAUAUUGAAUUUCCCGUACGCGACGUACAGAUGCAGGCUGCUGUGCAUGACAAAACUUGCCUCCGAUCUUACUCAGCAUGACAAGUUGGAGACGACCCCAAAUUAGCGAGAUUUGUCAUGCAUUUUGUACAUUGUACGGGAAAUUUGUAUUGCAUAACCAGCUACACCCAGCACCCGCACGACUGGAUCGCGACGCAGUCGGUGAAGAUGCAAAAGCAGUUGAAGAAGAUCCGGGAAAGCGGGUGGGCGCCGGUCACGCCGAACUGUGACUGCGUCCGGUGCUGUCUCGCCCUGCUGGACAAGUGCCGCGACCCAACCCGGUUCGCGCACAACUACGCGUACAGCUACUUUCUCUGGGGGCUGCAGUUCGGCACGAAGAGCUUCUUCCUGAACCGCGACAUUGUCCCGACCAUACGGUUUCUUGGCGACAUCAAAAUGCCGACACUCAUCGUACCGUUUCGGAAGAUAUGAAUUGCAAAAGUAUCGCACUCGUAAUCGUAUUGCAAUCAUGAAUUACAAAUCUUUUUCUUAAGGGAAAUCCGCAUCAGAAAUUUUAUUCCUCAUGCUGAGGAAAUUUGUAAUGCAUUUAUACGAGUGCGAUAUUUUUGCAGUUCAUAGAAGACCAGCCGGGCGCGGUUUUCGCUACCGGUACGGGAGCCCGAUGAGGUUCUGAUGGAGUAUUACGACAUAACAGAAGAGAAAGAACCGGAUCUGUUGAAAAGGAAAAAAAUGCUAAAGAGAAUGAUUUUCAAAAACUGUAGUUUGACGCAGAAGAGCGAACGAACUUCAUCUGGAAGUACUAGUAGUAGUAGACGAGGAGGCGACCACAUCAACUACAUCCAGAAGGAGGUGAACAAGGGAAAAGAGGCGGGGUUUAAGGAAAUUAAAGCCGACUGGCUCUGGCCGAACAAGCUGACGCCGCACUUGAACUCGAAGAAUUUUGAUGCAGAAUUGAAAGAAGAGGAGGGUGGGAACAGUAGUGAUGAAGACGAAGCUACUUUGGUGGAGCAGCAGGACCAACAACAGCAGCAUCAGGUCGUAAACCAAUCACAGAACAAAAGUAGUUCCAGCACAACCUCCACAUCCUGUACGCCGAAGAGUUGUAAAAAUGCAAAUUUUUGCAGCUCCAACAACAACAGCGUCGACCUCGUUUCGGGUGGGACGACAACUCAAAGUGGUUGUACAGCCGGCAGCUCGUCCUCCUCAUCCUCGUCGAGCACCACGGGAAUAAAUACCAGUCACAACAAGCCCCGGUGGCACCACCGCUACCGGAGUAAGAAGCCCUCUCACGUGAUCACGAGCGAUAGCAAGUUUCUCGCGGCGAUUCGGAACCCGAAGCAGAAAGUGAUUUACUUCAUCCACGGCGGAGGCUAUGUCGUUUGCUCCACGCAAACCCACCGGGGACUGGUGUACAACCUGGUGGACAAGACCGGGUUUCUGCUUUUAUCAAUCGCAAAUAUGUCUCGGUCUGGAAGGAUGUAAACUUGUCAUGCAGGUUUUUCAUGGCCCGCGACCGAGGUCUGGAAUGCGACACCAUGCAUGACAGACUCUGUGAGGUCACUGUCGUGCCUAUCCUGCAUGAGAAACUCCCUCCGAACUUGGUCGAAAGUGGACAGCUUUUGGCACUUAUGCAACACAGAUUUUUGCAUGAUUCAGGGUCAGCAUGACAGGUUGGAAUCUUCCAGACCCAGACAUAUUUGCAAUGCAUAGCUCUUCACCCCGAACUACCGCCGACCACCAGAUGUCGACAUCGUCGUAACCAUUGACGACUGUCUGCAGGGCUACUUACAUCUCGUCCACGUGUUGAAGAUAGCUCCAAGUAGGAUCAAUUUGUUCGGAGACUCCGCCGGCGCCGGGCUGUGUUUACAGCUGUUGCAGAUUUUGAAGGGGAGGUUGCACGGAGGGAGGCUGAGUUGCGGCGUCGGGAAUGUGGCGGGUUUGGCGCGGAGCCGGAGGCGGAGUAGGAUAGUAGAUGGCACAACUACUAGUGAAGCAUCGGGACAAAGUAGAACAGGACCACCAGAUGAAAUGGCAACCGUAGCGCCUUCCUGUGAAGAUCAACAACAUGCGGAAGUAGAUCAUCCUGAGAUAUUAAGCCACACAUAUGAAUUGCAAAAGUAUAAUCGUUGUACUCGUAUAAAUCCAUGACAAAUUCCCUCAGCAUGAGAAAUAAAAUUUGCGAUGCGGGUUUACCUUGAGAACAAAAUUUGUAAUGCAUGAUCGCGAUUAGUACGAGUGCGAUACCUUUGCACUCCAUAACACACCAUCAUCCACUAUCUCCGCCACGACGGCCCGAACGUGCCGCGCCGCGAGUUGUAUGCAAGAGGCCAGUUUUUCUGAGCUGUCGCACGACAUAAAGUCGUCUUCCGUAACAGCAUCCGAUGAACAAGAAAGGGAGAAAGAAGACACGACCCGAUUGUUGCAGCCCGCAUCAUCAUCUCCACCCCCCGGAAGUUUGAUGCCCCCCCGUGCGGUGCUUAUUUCGCCCUGGGUGGACUUUACCUCCUCGGAGCAGUCGGACGCACUAUCCUGUGCAAAAGUGUCGCACUGGUAGAAAUCUUUGCAUGGCAAAUUCUCUCACCAUGAAAAAUUGACCCUGUAAUGCAGAUUCACCUCUAGAAAGCAUCUGCAAUUAGUACGAGUGCGAUACAACUUUUGCUAUCCAUACGCCAGCUUCGUCACGAACAGAAAGCUGGACAUUUUCCGGCCGGAGGGAGUGAAACGGUUUGCGAACAUCGUGGCAAGCGGAUCCCUGACGGUGGAUAAGUUGAGUAGUCCGCUCGUCAGUCCGACCUACUACUACAAAAAUACCGACAGCCCUCCAGCCAAGGAAAACGAAAAUGAGAACAACUUUUCCUUCCCUGAAACUGAAAUCCUGGUCACGGCGGGCGAGCACGAACUGUUUCGCGACCAGAUAGUGGAUUUGGUCGAUAAGUUGCAGUCCAUCGAGGAGAACCAGAUCGAGUUUGAGAUCUUUCAGGACAUGUGUAUGCAAGAAAAAAACUGUGUAGGUGUAGCUCUGUUGCAUGUUCUGCAUUAAAUGCAGAACAUGCAACAGAGCUACACCUGUCAUGGCAGAAAACCAUGAAGUCCUCUUUUCAUGUGUGUGUUCCCUUACAAGCCACGCACGACAGGUUCUCGCUCUCAUGUAGAGCAAAUUUGUGAUGCUGUCAGCCAAGGAAAGUUACACUAGCACAGUUUUUUUCUUGGAUAAUGUGCCACGUGUUCGAGAUCUUUUUCCCGAUCCACUCGACACCAAAACGCGCGUUUGCCAGCAUUGCGGAGUUUUAUUUGCGGAACAAUGAGAACAAGCAUGCGGUUGACUAGUUGAAUUGUUCCGGCUUAUUUUCAUGGACCGGGCCGCAGCACACGGAAAUACUUUUACUUCCCUUCCUGUCCUCGCGAAAUAAGCGAUUAUGGGUGUGCUUCUGAUGGCCACGGGCGUAAUGGAGGUCGUGGUAGCGACUUGCAUUGCCUGGUGAUGCUGGUUUCAUCUUCUCCUCAUCUGCUACACUCUAGUUGGGUACCAUAGGUCGGCGUAAAGUGUAAGGGUUUGGUUUCUAUGUACACAUUACAAACUUUCUUCCUUGUUUACGUGCAAAACGUGUAUACACUUUAUAAGUUUUUGAAUCGCGGAAGACGUUGGGGGCACAAUUUAUACAACUGUAGAAGAAGACCAAGACGACCUUUUAAGAGAGACUAAGAUUAACAACAAGAACUGCAACAUCAGGGAAGAUGAUGUUGAUGUUGAACUUGUUGAAAAAUAAAGAAUUAUAUCUAUGAUUUUUUUAAUCGGGCUGAAGCCACGCAUACUUCCUUUUGUGUAGACGAUUCUUGUCACUUGCUGCGCUUUGCUGUAGAAGAAGUCCCGACAAUUUUGUAGUUUUUCACCACUUUAUAGUUCCGUAGUAUGUUCCUUGAUGAUUUCAGUAUGCGCUUGGUUGUAGAAUGUGAAGAAGUGUUGUUGCAGGAGCGACGCUGUUGAAGCACACGUGCCAAUUCCAUAUAAUUUGCAGCCUGAGUUGUAAAAAAAGUGCAGCCGCAGUUGCUCGCCUUGCCCUACUAAUAGGCGAGUCGUUGUGAUUGCUGUACCUACUACAACGAUGAUACAUAGCGAAUCAUACAGCUCGCGCUUUCCACCUUCUGCACAUGUACUAUGCGUCGAGCUCGAGUGCGAGUGGCCACAAAAAUUAUUAAUACGGGUGCUGCUACGUCUACUUCUUACCGGCACUAGUACACGACCGUGUACUAUUGUCACGGAAAAAUACCGCUUUCCUUUCAGCCACCUGCAUAAUUACUUUCGAUUUUUGCCUGUCAAAGCCGCGGAUGUUGUACCAGGGCCGUAAGCAACAAGAAGCACCAUUCUACUUGCACAGAGAGCUCGCUCGUGCUCAUGCGUAUCUAUAAUCAGGAAUGUACAAAUUAGACUCGUCAGGCGUUACUUCGUUCUCAGCCAGUAUGAACGACAAUAACGAGCACAAGCCAGUUAUAAGCUUGCGCGGCUGUUGUAGUUGCAAGAGGCGCUGGAGCUACCUAUCAUGACGUCUGUCAUCGAUGUAGUAGUAGUUGCCUCUGCCUGGACCUGGUUGAUGCAAAGGUAGCUUUGCUUGACGAGACUUAUGAGAUGGCUCAUCAUGGUAUCCUAUCGAUCAUAACUAGUCCACCUCCCACAGGAUGAAACUACUAGAAGGAACGCAAAUUUAAAGAGAAAAACAUGAUAGAUUUAUGAAAAUUGUGCCCGGCCGCCUACCUUAGCGACGUCCAGGGAAUGUACGUAAAAAGAACCUCUUUUUUUGGUUGAAAGGAAAACAAGCUGGCGCAUUUUUCGUUUUCAUCACGACCGCGAGGACUUCAUCCCAAAGUUUGCGAUCGCACUGCCGCGAUGAUGUCUGCCACUUUCAGUGCACUUAUUUAUGCAGGUUUUUUCUUUGUCCGGAAAAUCCG